AUGAUAAAAGACAUAAUUAUCAACUUGCACAGAGAGAAUCUCCCGUACACGCCCGUGCUCUUUAACAACAUAAAAAGAUCUCUGCAGCUUCUGAGGAGGCUGCUGCACCGAUAUCCGCAGGGCAGCAUAUUUACAAGCAGUGUAAUAAGAAAGAUGAUGAGCAGCCAAAAGAGAGCCACAUCAGAGGAGGUCACCGACUGGCUGGACUUUCUAUCGCAGAAAUAUCUGUUCGAGGUAAGAGAGAAGUACGGGAGCAAUACAAAGAGACAGUACCGAACGAGCGGAUAUGCCAUGAAAGUAAAGAGUGGGCUCCUAUGA
This is a messenger RNA of Nematocida minor, 318 nucleotides long. RefSeq lists its product as uncharacterized. The transcript has a single exon. The record is from RefSeq and is a predicted model, not a curated record. The coding region runs from base 1 to 318 and encodes 105 amino acids. NCBI's taxonomy places the organism in Eukaryota, Fungi, Microsporidia.